AUGAUUGUCUCGAGGGUUUUGUUCCUCCUCUGUUUCGCAUUGUUGGCGACGGCCAUUUCGCUGUCAGAGGUACCCUCAUGCGCAAUACCAUGUAUCCUCGAAACGAUGGACUCGUCGGGCGAAACGAAUGCGAAUAUCAGAUCGAUGUGCGAUGACCCGGACUUUCAGACCAAUGUGUUGAAUUGUGUUACCGGAGUAUGCACCGCGCAAGAGAUACAAGGCUUUAUAGUUAUGGGAAAAGAGUUAUGUCAGAUGCCGCUGCAGGAUAAUCGACAAGAGUAUCGAGCCACAAUCAUUGUAUUCGCGACGUUGUCAUUUUUCUUCUUUGUGUUGAGGGUGACGUCCAAGAUCGUGACCAAGAAUACAUGGGGCACUGAUGAUACUUGGGCAGCUAUCACUUUUUGCCUUUUGAUACCAUUCACGGUGUUCACACUCCUCGCAAUCCAUCACGGCCUCGGACUCGCUACGCCAUUGUUUACCAAGAAUGACCUGUCUCAAGCCCUUAAGGAGAUCUUUGUCCUUCACCUUCUGUAUGUCUGCGGCCUCGCAGCAGCCAAGACAUCGAUUCUUUUCUUUUAUCUGCGCGUGUUCCAAGACCCUACCUUCAGAACCCUCGUCUGGAUAACACACGCCUUCAACGUCUUGUCUACUGUCACCUUGGUCACUCUCGCCCUGACGCUCGGGCGGUCCGCAAGUUAUCUCUUAGGCAACACUGCAGAUUCCGUGUCCAGUUUGACCAGAUACUCGAAAGCUCUCAAGGUUGUGUUGGCGCACUGCGUGGUCAACCUGGCGGUCGACAUUUGGAUGCUUAUUCUGCCGAUGACUCAGCUUUACAACAUAGGGCUGAAGCUCAACAAGAAGAUCAACGUCAUUGCAAUGUUUGGCUUGGGUUUAUUCCUCACAGUAGUCAGCCUGGUCCGCACGAUAUUUUCGGCACAGUUCCUCGCUGAUCCCGCAGAAGCGCAAACGGGCCAACAGCAAGUCGUUCUUUGGGCGUGUAUCGAGACAUACAUGGGCGCCAUAGUAGCCUGCGCACCUUCAACACGCCAGCUUAUUCGCAAGGUGAUUUAUCUGAUGAGGAAGCAGAAAGAAGGACAGUCAACAGACAAACCUAUCUUCAUUGACAGGUCGUUGGCGCCGAUACCGGAUGAAGAAGAUAUGCCGACGCUGAGUGACGUUGGGGGACUGACGAUUGUUACAGUCAGUAGUGGACAGACGGCAGUGUCGGGGAUGGAGCACGAGAUGGAGACUGUUAGGAAGCUAGGGGAGGAAAGAAAUCUCGGAACCUCGAUCCUAAAUGCCAAAAAGAAUUAG
Fusarium fujikuroi IMI 58289 is the source of this 1314-nucleotide messenger RNA. RefSeq lists its product as uncharacterized. Bases 1 to 1314 code for a protein of 437 amino acids. The record is from RefSeq and is a predicted model, not a curated record. The transcript is spliced from 8 exons. Lineage: Eukaryota; Fungi; Ascomycota; Sordariomycetes; Hypocreales; Nectriaceae.